UUUUCAAAAUUCAAAUUAUUUUCAAAGUUACAGCCGUUUUAGUGUCGUGGCAACUAGUCGUGAAGUCCAGUUUUUGCCAAGGGUGCAAUUAUUGGAAGAAUAAAAAAAAAGACGACAUCAGUGCUUAUGAAGACUGGUAUAACGAACACGAAGAUUCUUGCGCAAUAAAUCAUCAAGGAAGUGCUGGGAAGAUGGAAGUUGACGCAGUGGUGGAAAUGUUUAGUAGAUCCGAAGAAAAGCAUGGAGUAAAAUAUGUGAAGUAUAUCGGAGAUGGCGACUCAAAGACUUUUAAAGGUAUUCUUAAUAUAGAUCCUUACAAAAGUAACCCUGUUGUUAUUAAAAAAGAAUGUGUUGGACACGUCCAAAAACGUAUGGGAUCGCGUCUCCGGAAGGCAAAAAAAGAAAAUAGUGGAAUUGGUGGUAAGGGUGCUGGUAAAUUGACUGAUAAAGUAAUCACUCAGUUGUCUGCGUACUACGGAUUAGCUAUCCGUCGUCAUUCUGAAUCCGUUGAAGAUAUGAAACGAGAAAUAUGGGCCACGUACUUGCAUAAAAUUUCAAUUGAUAAGAAGCCUCAGCACAUGAAUUGCCCUCCUGGACCAGACAGCUGGUGCAAGUGGCAGAAAGCAGCGGCCGAAGGAACUGAGGAUGACUUUCACCAUGAAAAUCCACCUCUAACUGAUAAGGUCUGGAAUCCCAUGGGUUUGCUGUUAGGCGCAACGCAGUAAGGAUUGAACGGUCUGAGGUUCGAGCUUCAGAUGCUUCAAAAGAGGAAAGAACUGCUCGUUAUACAGAGCGAAAUGCUGAAAAC
Molecule: messenger RNA, 808 nt
Organism: Cotesia glomerata
Lineage: Eukaryota; Metazoa; Arthropoda; Insecta; Hymenoptera; Braconidae
Exons: 2
Coding region: 192-725 (177 amino acids)
Source: RefSeq, a predicted model, not a curated record